UUCGCUUCGUAAGCGUGGUGAAUUAGAAGUCGUCGCUAUAGAUUGAAAAUGAAUACAAUACCUGGAGAGCAGGGGGAGUGUGAGAGACGCGAAUAUCAUGGGCUGGAAGUGACCGGAGAUCACGUGGUCAUCUCUGGCAUGUCCGGACUCUACCCCAAAUCGCGAAACAUACAGGAGCUCCACCACAUACUGUAUAAUAAGAUUAAUCCUGCGGAGAAGACUGAACGCUGGAGCGGUCUUCCGGAGGUGUCACAGUAUGUCGGCCAAAUCUCCGAAUUGGAGUAUUUCGACGCUCAGUUCUUCAAAGUGCACCAUCGCCUCAGCAAUCUCAUGGACCCCAUGUCGAGGAAACUACUAGAACAAUCUUACCAGGCAAUAUUUGACGCAGGUUGCAGUCCAGGAUACUUGGCAGGAAAGAAAGUAGGAGUUUUCAUAGGAAUCUGCUUUACUGAAGCUGACAAAGUUUUCCUAUACACUGAUCAUGUAAAAUCAGGCCUUGGCAUUACUGGGUGCAACCGGAGUAUGUGCGCCAACCGCAUCUCGUACUAUCUGAACCUGAAGGGUCCUUCCAUGUCAGUGGACCAAUCGUGUGCCUCCUCCACCGCCGCCCUGGAGAUGGCCUACGACGCCAUGAUCCGGGGGGAGUGCGAAGCCGCCAUAGUGGGGGGAUCGAAACUGUGCCUGCAUUCUCAGACUCUUAUUGGAUACGGCAGAAUUCUACUGACAUGUAAGGAUGGGAAAACAAAAUCAUUCGAUGCUAAUGCUGACGGGUGCUGCAAGUCAGAAGCAAUAAACUGUAUAUUCCUGCAAAAGGCCAAAGAUGCCCUUAGAAUUUAUGCACGUGUAGUCCACGUCAAAACCGAGUUUAUGUCGCUUUGUAAAACGGACAUCGGUGCCGUCGCCGGUUUCGAUCGAGACCCUGCGGAUAUAACGAGAUUCCUAGGGACCUUCUACAAGGAAGCUGACGUGUCUCCUCUCGAAGUACAAUAUGUGGAAGCGUUUGGAGCAGGUAACCGAGACAGUGACAAAAGAGAACUAGAAGCGAUAGAUGAAUUCUUCUGCAAAGGCCGGAGGAAACCCCUACCGGUUGGCAGCGUCAUGUCCAAUAUCGGCUAUGUGGAAUCUGCCUCGGGACUCUCGUCUGUUACCAAGAUCCUGCUGGGCUACCAAUGCGGAAAAUUGGCCGCAAACCUGCACUAUAACACGCCACGAGACGAUAUCGCUGCAAUAAAAGAAGGACGAAUUGAAAUACUGGCAGAGCAUAAAGACUUCGUCCCCACAUACACUGCCAUCAAUAGCAUAUCUAUGACGGGACCUUUCGGGCAUAUCCUCCUACAUGGAUUUAGUAAGAAAAAGGAUAUAGCACGAUAUAAGAUACAUUUUCCACGUCUCGUGCUGAGUUCAGGAAGGCAGGAGAGUGCCGUUCAAAAAAUAUUCACUUAUCUCAAGAGUAAGCCGGUCGACCCAGAAGAACUGACGCUGAUUCAUCAUUUCUAUGAGAAUAAUAUAACUGGCCACUUGGGACGUGGUUUCCUAAUUCUAGAUACAGACGAGAACAAGGAAACAGUAUGCUUGAGCUCGGAGUGCGCCUACUUUGACCAGGCCCGGCGGCCGCUGUGGUUCGUGUACAGCGGCAUGGGCUCGCAGUGGCCCGCCAUGGGGAAAGACCUCAUGCGGAUACCGGUCUUCGCUGCCGCUAUUCAAAGAUGUCACCGAGUACUUGAGCCUAAAGGACUGAACAUUGUCGACAUCAUCACGUCGGAUGAUCCCAAGACAUUUGACAACAUUCUACAUUCGUUUGUCGGUAUCACUGCCAUACAAAUCGGACUCACUGAUGUGCUACGAGCUAUGGAUAUAGCACCAGAUAUGAUAAUUGGGCACAGUCUAGGUGAAAUUGGGUGUGCCUAUGCAGACAACUGUUUCACCGCUGAAGAAACUAUUAUGUGUGCCUACAGCCGUGGUCUAGUCUCCGUACAGACACCGUUCAUCCGUGGAUCCAUGGCAGCCAUUGGACUAGGAUAUAAAGAGAUAUCUAGAAUGUGUCCUCCUGAAAUAGAAGUUGCUUGUCACAACUCUGCGGAAUCUUGUACAAUUUCUGGUCCAGCCGAGAUAAUGAGCGAAUUUGUGCUUAGCUUAACGCGUCAAGGAAUAUUCGCGAAGGAAGUGCCGUGUUCCAACAUUGCUUUCCACAGCCGAUAUAUCGCUAAUGCUGGACACGCAUUACUAAAGUUCAUGGAGGAAAUAGUUCCCAACCCCAAACCCCGCAGCUCCCGCUGGCUGUCCACAUCGGUGCCCCAGGCGCAAUGGGACGAACCCAAGGCAAAAUACUGCUCCGCCGAUUACUUCACAAACAAUUUGUUGAGUCCAGUGCUAUUUGAGGAGACAUCACAGCAAAUACCGGCUGACGCUGUCCUGGUGGAGGUCGCUCCCCACAAUCUGCUGCAGGCCAUCCUCAAGCGUUCUCUACCACAAUCCUGCAAGCUGCUGCCUCUCUCUCGGCGAGGACAUCCUGCAAAUACCACAUUAUUGCUGGAAACUAUUGGACGCUUGUACGUCGAAGGCUUUAAUCCCAAGGUAAAGGCGUUAUAUCCACGAAUAGAAUUUCCGGUAUCAACGUCAACUCCCAUGUUAUCACAUCUAGUGGAAUGGGUGCAUAAUGAAGAAUGGUCCCUGCACAAACCGACCAUUGCUAGCAAAGCGAUUGCCACAACUUCGAAAGAUGCUAUAUCUACGUUCGAUGUUGAACAUAGUCAUUUGAAAGGCCACAUAAUAAGAGGAAAAAACCUGUAUCCGUUUUCCGCGGCUCUCGUAGCCGUAUGGGACACACUGGCAGCGAGCCUAAACAAGGAGAGAAAGACAUUAUCAGUACAGUUCGAAAAUGUGUACUCACAUACACAGCCGAUAUUAAAUAAGAAACACCAGUUACGCCUCUAUGUCGGUAUACAGAAAGGCACAGGGCAUUUUGAGGUACUGAAUGAGAACUCGGUCAUAAUAACAGGAACAAUUUUACCAGAGAUCACAGAUGAAAGGAAGUUUGAGAUGCCCCAGAUAACUGCCGAAACACACCUUGACGCAGAUGAUAUCUAUCAGUUGCUACAUGCAAAAGACUAUCAUUAUGUCAACGAAUUCCGCAGUAUACAUAGUGUAAACGAAUCCCUAACGGAGGCGCGAAUUGCAUGGAGAGACAACUGGACGACUUUCUUAGAAGGAAUCAUACAACUAAAUGUUCUAAGACGACAACAUCACGCCGUAUCUAAGAUUAACCUCAUCAGAAAGAUGAUAAUCGAUGUUGAUAAGCACCGUAGCUGCACUAUGGUAGAUGGAGAUACAGUCCUAGUUAAAGCUAAAGUUCUAGAUGUAUAUGAUCUUACUGUUUGCGGUGGAGUUAUUAUGGAAACUGUAAAAUUUAUCGAUGUACCUCCUCUCAAAAAUGAUGAUAUCGUUCUAAAAAUGAGUGAAUUCUUACCUCUCUUUUCAAGCAAAAAGAUGAAUGAAAAUAAAGCACUGAAUAUGUUGAUACAAAUUGCAGCUGAUAAUGUGAAACAUCAGUCAAUAAAUAUAAUGCAAAUUGAAAAUGCUUAUAGCGUCAAGAACAAUUUCAGUAACAUAAAAGAAAUAUCAAACAAAAUUCCCGGGAUAAGUGCUACUUACACGAAAGCAUGUUUAGAUGAAAAAGACAAAAACGACUUUGAGCAUAUUGAUUUGAUUAUAGCGGCUGAUUUAAAUGACGAGAUGUGUCAAAAGCUACAAAGUGUUCUACAUCAAAAUACGUUCAUAAUUUAUAAACAAGGUCAAGAACAGAAAGAGAGUUCAUAUAAUAGAGUAGUGAGUGCUCAAAACACAGAAAAUGGAAUAAUUAAACUGGCUAUAUGGAGACCAACAGAGCCUAAUAUUUCCAAAAAACUAAUUUUACGCCAGCAAAAAGACUCGCAAGACACUCCAGGAGGAGAAUAUUUUGUGCCACUAGAAGACGAAACAAAUUCAAAUCAAAGCGUGACACUAAAAAUUGCCCAGAUUGGUGAUCUUCAGUCAAUUUAUUGGGCUAAAGAUGAUCUACAAACUGACCACGGCGUAAAAGUAAAGGCUACCUACGUGGGAAUUAACAUCGUCUACGUAAACAAGCUGCUGGGAACACACUUUCAAGACAAUAAUGAACCGACCAAAUGUGUCAUUGAUUUUAGUGGUUUUGCUAAAAGCGGUGCGAGAGUGAUGGGUUUAGUACGGAGUGACACGAUAUCAUCACAUGUGACAGCCCAGGCCGAGUUUCUCCUGCCGGUACCCAACUAUUGGACGCUGGAAGACGCCGCCACAGUUCCACUAGCGUACUCCUUGGCUUUCUACAUACUGUUCAUCAAGGUGCGCAUGAACAGGAAGCACACGAUUUGCGUGCACGGCGGCACGGGGGCGCUCGGCCAGGCAGUCAUUAGCAUUGCGCUAGCGCACGGCUGUCGAGUGUUUGCAACAGUCAGCAACAGAUCCAAAAAGCUAUUCCUGAAAAAAAUAUUUCCCCAAGUUAAGGAUAGUCAUAUAAUUGACCACUCACGGGACCUCAAUUUCGUCUACAACAUAAUGCGAGAGACGAAUGGUAAAGGCUGCAAUCUUCUGGUAUCCUGUGCUACAGAUGAGUUGAAAAAUUACUCCUUCAGGUGUCUCGCGUCUUACGGGGUGAUGGUGGACACCAGCGUGGUCCCCAACCGCGAGGACUACAAGUUCGGGCUUGACCACUUGUCCUUCGACAAAGUCUACUACCCCAUUGACUUCUCUACUAUAUUCCUACCGCAAUUUUCGGAAGAUAUACAAUUAAUACGCGAGCUGAUGGUGACGGGCAUAAGGCAAGGGUACGUGCGUCCGCUGACGCGCGUGACGUACGAAGCGCGGGACGCAGCGCGAGCGUGCCGCCUGCAGACGCGCGACCACCACGGCCGGGUGCUCCUACAACUGAACAUGGAGAUGAAUGUCGUGUCCAGUAUAACGUGCUCGAAUUCGUCGUGGCAACUGCUCGUAUCGGACAAUCAGAUGCUGGCGCUAAAACUGGCCGAAAGACUUGUUGAACGGGGAGCAACGAAAAUUCUGAUGUUGCUCGACAAAGUGUCGAAUUAUGUUCAUGCACAUAUUAGACAGUGGGAAGAUGAUGUGACCGUAAGACUUAUAGAGGCAACACGGGAAGCGAAGGAAAAAUCCGACAUAAUAAGAGGCUGCAAAGAGGAUGGCUUGGAAAGUAUAUUCAUCCUCACUUCAAAAGAGAAGGCCACUCAUGUGAUGGAGACAGUCGAACAGUUCACCACAUUUGUAUCAAAAUAUUCUUAUCCAUUGAAAUAUUUUGCGUUAGUAACAACAAGCAAAUUGAGCAAUACACCAAGGUCGUGGUUCACUACAAAUGGUAACAGUAAAAUGAUUACUAAAAUUAAAUUGCCAGAGAUCAAACAAAUUAAUAAUGAUGAAGAUAGACCUAACAAUAAUAGUGCGAUAUCAGCGAAUGACGCCAUAGAUGCCCUGGAGCGGGCACUAUGCUCACGAGAGAAGGACGUCCUGGUUCACAAAUGUAACGCGACUAGAAAAACCUUGAUGGAACAGAUCUUGUCGCUUGCAGGUUUGAAAGUUGACAGUGAAGAAGCACGAAAUUCGAAUUACACUUUGCGAGAACUGAACAUGAGCGACGCUGCGGUUUCCGUCAUUCAAGAAUAUUUAAAAGACGCAUACGAGUUGAGUUUCAGUGUUGAAGAUCUGCUUAACCUAUCAGUAGAAAGCAGCAACGAGUUGGAAAAUCGAUGCGUUGAUUCUCACGUGGAAGAGAAUCGAGGAAUAGCUACAUACUUCCCCACGGUGUUCGCUGACGAGCUGCUACAUACGACAGACUUGCGGUUCAUGCCGACGCUGGCCAGCACUGCUGCGUUCACGGACGUCGACGUGAGCAAACCACAUUUAUGUAUCGUGCCCGGAGUGGAGGGUUACCACGAACGUUUCAGUGCGCUGUGCGAACGACUGAAGCUCCCUGUCCUGGCGCUGCAGCCGGGAAUAGACAACCCCAGCGAGACGAUCUCGGAACUAGCGCAUAGAUAUAUCGCCGUGAUAAAGAAGAAAGCGGCGCUCAACGACCAUUUCUAUCUCCUGGGCUACGAAAGCGGCAUCCUGGUUGCCCUGGAGAUGGCAGCUGUUCUAGAAAAAUAUGGUUUGACUGGAACAGUGUUCUGCAUCGGCGGGACACCGACCGAAGUGAUCGACGAUUUUAAAAGUAACCUCAUAGACUUUAAGACUGACGCGGAGCUGCAAGUGGGCGUCCUGAAGCAUGCGUACUCGCUUUUUACCAAAGAAGAUUCUAGUGUGAUAGGUCAAUUGACUAGUAUGGAGUGGCCGACGAAGCUUUCGAUAUGCGUGAGCCUAAUGCGAGGCAAAACCACCCACUCCAUGCAAUACAUUAGGAAGUGGAUCGAAUAUAUGUACAAACAGUUGUCUACGUUAGUGAAUACAACGCACGAAAUCAAUAAAAUUUCCUCUCAAAUAAUAUCCCUCCGGCCACGAUAUCCGACCAGCGUGGAUACAUCCCUCCAAGAAUGUUCGGAGAAAAAAGUGGUGACGUAUCAGCUGGAGUCACCGCUGUGUUCUGCGCACUUGGACAUGAUGUGCGCCACCAUCAUCAACUCGCACUUAGACCGUGACAUUUUGGAGACAUUUAAAAAUAGAAAUAUUUGUGACUCGUAUAGAAUCCUGGGCAAAAUUGUGACUUUCUGAUUUUUGAAGGUUGUAGUGAACUAUUCCUUCUUUGUUCUUGCUUAGUCUUAUUGGA
Molecule: messenger RNA, 6784 nt
Organism: Aricia agestis (brown argus)
Lineage: Eukaryota; Metazoa; Arthropoda; Insecta; Lepidoptera; Lycaenidae
Product: fatty acid synthase-like
Exons: 39
Coding region: 49-6729 (2226 amino acids)
Biological process (GO): fatty acid biosynthetic process
Molecular function (GO): oxidoreductase activity; fatty acid synthase activity
Source: RefSeq, a predicted model, not a curated record